GAUUCGAUCGCUUCUUUCUGUCGGAACUCUUCUCGUACAAGAGCGAUGGCCAUGUUUGGCUCACUCUUGCUCUUUCCUGAUGUGCUUGAGCAAUCCUUCCAUCUGCAAUUGUGGUUGUUUCUCAGCACCUUCUGCCCAUGUGCACACUCGUUCCUUCCUCCUGCAUGCUUGAUCGUUCCUUCUGUUUUUGGAUUGCGGCCUCUGCGUACAUGAAUGCGCCCUUCCUCUUCUUGCAGUCGCUUCUGCCUCCUCCCAUGCGAUCAUCCUAUAGGCAAUGUUUGAGAUCAGGAAGUUCUGCCACAUUGAAUGAGAUCGAUGUUUCACGCCCAAAGGCAACAGAUGAAAAAUGUCUGAGAGGUAACUUUUCUUCGUGUGAUUUUGUAUAUAUACAAAUGUAUGCUCUUCGUAGCUAAUUGUUCAAGGAAUCGAGCUGACAGCAAUGUAGUGAAGCGUGCCGGGCUCCACUGUGUCCAUGGCGAGACCACUACAAGCUUCAUCGACUCGAACGCUGAGCUCGAGAUGUGUUGAGGCUCGUAGAUC
This is a messenger RNA of Aureobasidium pullulans EXF-150, 540 nucleotides long. RefSeq lists its product as uncharacterized. The record is from RefSeq and is a predicted model, not a curated record. The transcript has a single exon. Lineage: Eukaryota; Fungi; Ascomycota; Dothideomycetes; Dothideales; Saccotheciaceae. The coding region runs from base 138 to 413 and encodes 91 amino acids.